Messenger RNA from Caenorhabditis elegans, 2043 nucleotides. The record is from the annotation of a RefSeq genome assembly. Lineage: Eukaryota; Metazoa; Nematoda; Chromadorea; Rhabditida; Rhabditidae.
ACCAUACUUUUGGCCCACCCUGUAAAAGUACCCACUCGAGUCUCCACCACUUCCUCCACCAUUCUUGAUCUUAUCCUCUCUUCCCCUGACCUAAUCAUUGAUUCUCUCCGCCUGGACCCCCCGUAUCUGAAUUCAGAUCACCUGUCACUAUCCCUCGACCUACUUUUUCACAGCUCUAAUUCGUCCAUAACCCCACCUCAACCCCAUUUUCUGCAUUACAACAAAUGUUAUUUUAAAGCCCUUAACUUAGAUAUAGCCUCCCUCAAUUGGGACUCAUUGUUCACUUCUUGUACCACUACUUCAUCCAAAUACGAUUUAUUUGUGGAAAUAAUCUCCGAUCUCAUUCUACGGCAUACCCCCCUAAAACCCUCCAACAAACGCUUUUUCGCCAUCAACCCCAUUCGCCGUCUACGACGUGUUCGUAGUAAAAUUUCCGCCGUACUCAAUUGUUCUAGACCUGACCCCAAUUAUCUACAGUCCCUUUAUCGCAAAACCAAAAAAUUAGCCAAGCUCUCUCAACGGCAAAUCAUCAACCGUGAAAGAGCUCUAACCUCCAACCUAGGCUCUAAAUCUUCCCGAACAUUUAUUAAAAGUAGGUUAAACAAUAAGUCCCCAAUUCAAUCUCUAUUUGUAAAUGGCGCCCCUGUUUCUGACGAUCAAGUUAAGGCAUCUCUAUUUGCUAACAGCUUCUCGUCUAAUUAUGCCAACCCCUUUACCAAAACUUCUGAUCCUCCAUCACCAAGCACCCCUUUCAAAGUCAACCCCAUCGUUGCAUCGGACUUAUUUGCACCUUAUAUUAUAGAAAAAACUUUAUUGAAAGUGCCCCCUCGCUGUGGAUUCUCCCUCAACCCCAUAAAUUAUUUUGUUCUAAAAAGAUGUGCCACCUCCAUUGCGUUGCCCCUAUCUAUAAUCUUCUCUGAUUCCCUCAUCCGAUCAUCCGUUCCCUCCUCGUGGAAACACGCCAUUGUUGUCCCUGUUCCCAAAAAAGGAUGCCUCACCAACCUAGCCAAUUAUCGUCCCAUAAGCUUAACCGAUCCUGUUGCCAGAGUUAUGGAAAGAAUUGUUUGUAACCAACUUCGAACUGAGCAUGGGCGCCAAUUUAGCCCUCACCAGCAUGGCUUCCUUAAAUCGCGCUCCUGCACUAGCUCCCUUGUUCUCGCCACCACAAACUAUUCAUAUUGCCUCAAAAAGCACCAAUCUCUCGAUAUUGUAUUUUUCGACUACAUGAAAGCUUUUGACCAAGUAAACCAUUCCCUACUCUUACAUAAGCUCCACGAUUUUGGCAUAAACCCAUUGUUUUGUAAUUGGUUCCACGAUUUCUUAUCGUCCCGAACAUUUUCAGUAAAAGUUAACAAUCACAUUGACCCCAACAUUCAUCCCAUCCCCUCUGGUGUUCCCCAGGGAAGUGUAUCUGGGCCUUUCCUUUUUCUCAUUUUCAUAAAUUCUCUACUGUUGAGCCUGCCCCCAACCAUCUCCUGCUCUGCAUUUGCAGAUGAUCUCAAGGUUUACUCUCAUUCCCCUCCCCUCAUUCUAGCAACAAUUGAUCUCAUUACAGCCUGGUCUGAAAAUAAUAAGCUCCCACUUGCCCACUCAAAGACCUGUCUUCUUCAUCUCGGUAAAAAAAACCCUAAAACUGUUUACAAAAUCAAUAAUUUGCCUAUAUCCCCAUCAAAUAUAGCCCGUGAUUUGGGAACCCUUACUGAUUCUAAACUUACCUUCAAAACCCACAUUAAGAAGAUCGUUUCUCUAGCCCUUUUACGUUGCAAGCAAUUAUUAAAAUCAUUUAAAUCCUUAUGUCCUGAAUUCUAUUGUAAUUUAUUCAAGACCUACAUUCUCCCCCUCAUCGAAUACGGUUCUGCCGUAUAUUCCCCCAAACCCUCUUCUUCCCUAUCAACUCUUAUUGAAAAACCACUCCGAUGGUACUCUCAAAAAGUCCUACAAAAAUGCAAUAUACCGGCACCGCCGAUUAAAGUCAAAACUCAUUCUCCUUUACAAAUUUUGUUGCGGUACCUCUUUCCUUCCCCAAAAAGAAACAAUCUUUAA